AUGAAGCAUUUGUUCCUAGCAAUUACUGUGAUUAUUGCAGCGCAUUACUGCAGUUCACUAGCAGUGGAUGGUGGAGAUACCCUUUUCUUAGGGGCUUCGCUCACUGGAAAUCAGACCCUAAAUUCCAAAAAUGGCACGUUUGCAUUGGGAUUUUUCAGCCCGAAAGGAACGGAAAACUGGUAUAUUGGCAUCUGGCAUGCACCAAUCUCUCAAAACGUCAUUCUUUGGGUGGCUAACAGAGAAAAUCCUGUCAGAAACAAGCCUGGCAUUCUAAAAUUUUCGAGAGACGGUCAUCUCAGAUUGUUUGAUAAGAAGGGCCUGUCUGUUUGGUCGACUGAUAGCGACCAGAAAGGAUCAAGAGCUGUGUUAACGGAGUCUGGCAAUUUUAUUAUGCUGGAAACCCACAAUGAGUCUGCGAUUGUUUGGGAGAGUUUCGCGCAUCCGACAGAUACAUGGUUGCCUGGCAUGAAAAUGUGGAAAGGCAUGAAGCUGACUUCCUGGAAGAGUUCUUCGGAUCCUGCAACUGGGCUCUUCUCUUUCGGUAUGGAUAUGUCUCCAGGAAAGACACAGAUGAUGCUGUUCUAUAACAACACGGUUCCGUACCUGUCCAGUGGAGAAUGGAAUGGAGCUUAUUUUGUUAACGAACCCCAAUUGGUAGGUUCUAACAAACUGCAAGCGUCUUGUGUGAAUCUUUCUCCUUCAAGAAUAUACGUUAAUUAUGUUGUAAACCAGAUAGAUCAUAUUCUGACGGGGCGGUUCCUGGUAAGUGAGAAUGGCAGAUAUCAACUUUAG
Molecule: messenger RNA, 792 nt
Organism: Cryptomeria japonica (Japanese cedar)
Lineage: Eukaryota; Viridiplantae; Streptophyta; Pinopsida; Cupressales; Cupressaceae
Product: S-locus-specific glycoprotein S6-like
Exons: 1
Coding region: 1-792 (263 amino acids)
Source: RefSeq, a predicted model, not a curated record